AUGAGCAAUUCCGGAACAAUAAAGAACGUGCUCAUCAUCGGCGCCGGCGGCAACCUCGGCCCCUCGAUCCUGACCGCCCUCCUCUCCGAGCCCAAAUUCGUCGUCACGGUGCUAUCUCGUGAAUCAUCCACAUCAACUUUCCCGUCCGCCGCCCAGGUGAUAAAGAUCCCUAGCUACGACGACAAGGCCGCCCUCAUCAAGGCCUUCACUGGCCAAGACGCGGUGAUCAACGUCGUCGCUGGGUCCGUGUCCCGCGCCGCGCAGAACCGCAUCGCGGACGCCGCCGCUGAGGCUGGUGUGAAGCGGUACAUCCCGAACGAGUUUGGCAGCGAGACCCGCAACCCUGCUGCUUGGGCGUUGUUGCCGAUAUUUGAGGACAAGUAUCUGCAGACGAAGCAUGCGGCUGACUUGGCUGAAAAGCAUCCUGGGUUUACCUGGACCAGCGUCAUUACAGGCGGGUUCUUUGACUGGGGCCUGAAAGUCGGUUUCUACCGGUUCGACCUCAAGCAACACACCGCAUCCAUCAUCGACUCCGGCAACGCCCAAGCGACCGUCACCACACUGGCUCGAAUCGGCGACUCCAUCGUCUCCAUCCUCCUCCAUCCCGCCGAGACCGCCAACAGGUACAUCUAUACGCAGAGCUUCAACUAUACCCAAAACGAGCUCCUCGCCGCCCUCGAGAAGCACACCAACGCCAAAUGGACGGUCACACACGCGAACUCUGACGAGCUGAUCAAGUCGGGCAAGGCGGCGCUCGCAAAGGGGGAUUUCAGUGGGUUCCAGGAUAUUAUCCUCGCGUACAAUCAUGGAGACGAGGCUCAUGCCAACCAUGAGAAGGGCGUCGCUGAGUCUCGCGCGAUCUUGGGCUUGCCCAAGCAGGAUUUGGACACGGUUCUGAAGGAGGUGCUCAAGGCUUAG
Messenger RNA from Fimicolochytrium jonesii, 918 nucleotides. RefSeq lists its product as uncharacterized. Gene Ontology annotation, molecular function: oxidoreductase activity. The coding region runs from base 1 to 918 and encodes 305 amino acids. Lineage: Eukaryota; Fungi; Chytridiomycota; Chytridiomycetes; Spizellomycetales; Powellomycetaceae. The record is from RefSeq and is a predicted model, not a curated record. The transcript has 3 exons.